Meira miltonrushii is the source of this 1554-nucleotide messenger RNA. RefSeq lists its product as uncharacterized. The coding region runs from base 1 to 1554 and encodes 517 amino acids. The transcript has 3 exons. NCBI's taxonomy places the organism in Eukaryota, Fungi, Basidiomycota, Exobasidiomycetes, Exobasidiales, Brachybasidiaceae. The record is from RefSeq and is a predicted model, not a curated record.
AUGCUGCCUCUUAUCUUUGUGCUUCUAUCUGCUUUCAAUCUUCAUCUGGCGAUUUCAGCCGGGUUGGACAUCGACCUGAAUGAAGCGCCUAAGGUGGACUCCGACGAGGACAGAACUUUCUUCAAUUCGGGUCACGAGUCUAUUGAAAAGUCUUUUUCUACUACCUCGUUUCAUAAGCAACAACCAGCUUCAAUACUUGGCAAGCGAGUACGAAAACCUCAAUUGAACGUAAACGGAUCUUUCAAAGAUCAAAAUAAGAGAGAAAAGGAUAGCAAAAGAUCACGUCGAUAUUAUCAAAGUUUGAAGGAUACAAGACCAGAAAAAUUGGAAGAAAACAAAAAUCGUAGAAAGAAGAGAAUUUCAGAAAUGAGUCCAGAAGAAAAGCAAAGAACGAGAGAAGGUGCUGUGAGACGCUAUAAAGAACGAACAUCGAAGAGAGGAUUUAGUAGUCCUUUUAAUGAAAGGCUCAAACAAGCUAGAAGGGAUGUGAGAGCGGGUAUUGCCACUCAAGAACAAACUGAUGUUGUACUACAAGACAGACGUAACAAAUUACUCCAAGCUGUGAAUUUUGAUUUAAACUACUCGCCACCACCGUCUCCUGAUAAUGCUAUUGACGCACAUGAACAAGCACCGAUAUUUAAUAAAGAUAAUAAAACAGAAUUGCGCCAUCAACGAUGGGGAAUUACGGGAAAACCGUUAUCUCAAAAUCGUCAAGCUGUAAGGAUGCGAGAAUUCCGAAAACGUAAAAAAGCCGAAAGUCCAGAAGAGAAAUUAGCAAGAGAGAAAGAAGCGGCAAAAGGAAAAGAAAGGCGAGAUAAAUAUAACAUUAAUGAAGAAUAUGUCCAAAAUCGACGUGAAUAUCAAAAAGAGCUGUAUAAACGAUUAAAAGAAAUUCGUGGAUAUGUCCAAGCUGUAAUGAUUGACUUGAAUCGCUCGCCUCCGCCAUCUCCAGAUCAGUCAAUCGACAUGCAUGAAACAACACCAUUACUUGAUAAAAAUGAUCAAGCAGAAUCGCAACAACAAGGAUGGGGAAAAGUGGGAAUGCGAAGCCGAAGAAGGAAGCGACAGAAUGUUGAUAACAUUAAACCUUCUCAGGCGUUGCACCAGAUCUCAGAAGUAGAGAUUCCGGAACAUCUAUCAGAAAGUACAAAAAGACGUAGACGGAGGUUGCUUCGAAUGACGGAAGAAGAGAAAGCGGCCUAUUAUGACUAUAAGAGAGAUUAUGAAAAGAAGAAGCUUACAGCACAAAGAAAGAUUCUUAAAAGUGCAAAUGAUGUCCAGAGACGUAGAGACAGAAUUUCUGAAAUGACCAAAGAACAACGUGAAGUAUAUUAUGGAAACAAAAGAGUGAGAGAAAGGCUACAAUAUGGAAAACGCAAAGCACUCCUAGGAUACGGUAAACGAUCAAGUGAACUUGAAAAAACGAUCAGAAAAAAGGUCAAACAAAAUCAAGCAACGCCUGAUGAAAUUGCGAAACUUGAAAAAAAGAGAAUCGAUGAUGCACGAAGAAAGAAAGCAAACGGGGAACUGAAGAAAAAGGAGAGAAGUAUAUAG